AGUCUCUUUGUGCACUGUUUCCCUACCAAAUAUUUUCCCUUCCUUCUCUUAGUUUGCUCUGUGUAUUCUGUUGUAGAGAAUCCAAUACAAUUCCAAGCCUACCAUUGAAGUGAAAUUCUGUGAGGCUAAGUAAAAUGGGGUUCCAGCCAAUGGAAAAGGGAAAAGCAAAACAUAAGAAGGGGUUAUGGUCACCUGAAGAAGACAACAAGCUCAGAAACCACAUCCUUAAACAUGGUCAUGGCUGUUGGAGUUCUGUCCCCAUUAAGGCAGGCUUGCAAAGGAAUGGAAAGAGCUGUAGAUUAAGGUGGAUUAACUAUCUAAGGCCAGGAUUAAAGAGAGGAAAGUUCAGCAAACAGGAAGAGGAGACAAUCCUCACCCUUCACGACAUGCUAGGCAACAAGUGGUCACAGAUAUCACAGCAUUUGCCAGGAAGGACAGACAAUGAGAUUAAAAACUAUUGGCAUUCAUAUUUGAAAAAGAGAGUGGCCAAAGCUAAGGAAAUGGAAUCUCAUAACCAAAUUAAGUAUGCUAGCUCAAGCUCAGAUACAAUAGACUCUUCAAAUUCUAUCCAAAAACUUGCAACUCAAGGCCAACAGAUCUAUAACUUCACCAAAGAGUCUUGUCAAAGCUCCUUACCAAAACUGUUAUUUGCCGAGUGGCUUUCAUUGGAUCAUGUAAACUCUGCAAAUUCAGUGGAGUCUUUGGGUUUGAGGAAUGGAUUUGAUCAUAAUUCAACUUUUCAAGAAGCUGCAAUUCAUGAUAUGUCAGAGGUGCCCUUUGGUGGAGACUAUAAUAGAUGUGUAAGUAACAUUCCAGCCCCUGAGAUGUUCAAUUCACAGCUAAAGUAUGCAAAUCAAAUGGUGGAAAAUGGUUACAUUCAUUGUAUGCCCGGGUUUGACUUAAGUAGCAAUUUCAGCAUGAGCAAUGAUGCAAUAAUGUACAUAUGAGAGCUAAGUUUCAGGGCUGGUCAGCAAGGAAUAAUAUUAUUUUCUAAUUUUAUACAUACUGAAAACAAUCAAACUUUAGCAAUAUAUAUAAAAUAAUAGUUCCAUUGCAAGUUGUAUGUACUAUACUCCUACCCACUUCAUUGUCGUUGCAUACAUAUAUGUAAUUUCGUUUCAAACUAAGAAGUCAACUUCCGGGGUCU
This is a messenger RNA of Glycine soja, 1147 nucleotides long. Its product is annotated as transcription factor LAF1-like. NCBI's taxonomy places the organism in Eukaryota, Viridiplantae, Streptophyta, Magnoliopsida, Fabales, Fabaceae. Bases 135 to 947 code for a protein of 270 amino acids. The transcript has 3 exons. The record is from RefSeq and is a predicted model, not a curated record.